This is a messenger RNA of Achroia grisella, 1587 nucleotides long. RefSeq lists its product as uncharacterized. The coding region runs from base 1 to 1587 and encodes 528 amino acids. Gene Ontology annotation, molecular function: catalytic activity. The transcript has 5 exons. NCBI's taxonomy places the organism in Eukaryota, Metazoa, Arthropoda, Insecta, Lepidoptera, Pyralidae. The record is from RefSeq and is a predicted model, not a curated record.
AUGGCAAGCAUCUUUGAUGUACUCAAAACACAGGCCGUCCUAGAGAAGACACUUGACGAGCGCCUCAACAGUUUCGAAGCACAGUUAAAGCACACGUGCCGGCAGAGUGUACCGGCGCAUUACACGGACUUAUUAGACACGUUUUCUGAGCCUAACCUGCACGCCUUGCUCAUUUCAGAAACAUGGUUAAAACCUGCUUUACCCUCUACUACUUACCCUCUACCGGGUUAUGUUUUAAUCAGGAAUGAUCGCACGGGUAAGGGUGGUGGAGGCGUCGCGAUUUACUUCCGUAGUAAUAUUAAAUACAAAGUAAUAUUGUCUUCACCUUCUGAAUACAGGGGCACAGCUGAAAUGUUAAUAGUAGAAGUUGACUUCAAUGAGACGAAAGUUGCAGUCGGAGUUGUGUACUGUCCGCCCUCAACAGAUUAUUUCGUCGACCUUGAUGAUGCAAUUGAUUUUUUAAACGCGUCUUAUAAUCAUAUUAUCGUCAUGGGAGACUUUAACACUAACCUGUUGAGGGAUACAACACAAUCACGCAAACUCAGGUCAAUCCUCGACACAGCGGAUCUCUUUAUCUUACCAUUACGACCGACUCAUCAGAACCCUGACACAGACGAUUCCUGGCUGGAUAUUAUUUGCACAUCCUCCAAAGAUUAUGUCAUUGACUAUAAUCAAUACUCGGCACCGGCCUUUUCACGUCAUGACCUUCUGCUUCUUUCUUAUAGGAUCAAACCUCUUAAACUUAAGCCGAUCAUUGCUAACGUACGUAAUUUUAAUAAAAUUGAUACCACCUUAUUGAACCGCGAUGCUACAUUAAUCGACUGGAAGCCACUGUUGAGUUCUACCGAUAUUAAUGACAAAAUUUCACUGUUUAAUACACACAUUUUACAGUUAUUUGACAAACACGCUCCCGUCCGUGCUGUAAAAUUGCGUCGCCCACCUGCACCGUGGAUUACAGAAGAUGUUCGUAAGGCAAUGGCGAGAAGGGAUAAGGCCUUUCGAUCCUAUAAGAAAGAAAGAAGUCCUGUCAGCUUUCAACUUUUUAAACGAGCUAGGAAUCGCUGCAAUCAGAUGGUAAGAGUAGCAAAACGCCGACAUAUCCACAAUAAUAUUUUAAAUACUCCUUCAGCAGAUGUAUGGAAAUUUUUGAACUCUCUUGGUUUUGGGAAAGCUCCAGCCGUCUCCAAUUCAAAUGUUCCACCAAAUAUUCUCAAUAAACACUUCUCGUCUGUGACACCUCUCAAUAGUACCACGAAAGAAUCAACUUUACAGGAAAUCAAAUCCAUGCCUGCACUUACUUCUACCUCAUUCACAUUUUCUCCAGUUACUGACGAUGAUAUACGCAAAGCUAUUUCUUCUAUUAAAUCUAAUGCUAAAGGUCGAGACAAUGUUAAGAAUCUCGGCUUGAUCAUUGAUCCAACACUUAGGUGGCAUACGCAGGUGACCGAGGUGUGUCGUAGGGUUACAGUUACUGCGAUUAGCCUUUGGAACCAAUUACCUGUAGACCUACGUAAAACACGAUCUAAACCACUUUAUAAAAAUAAAUUAUUUAAAUACUUACUGAGUACUGAGAAUCAGCAGAAUUAG